Messenger RNA from Sceloporus undulatus (fence lizard), 617 nucleotides. RefSeq names its product homeobox protein SIX6-like. The transcript has a single exon. Lineage: Eukaryota; Metazoa; Chordata; Lepidosauria; Squamata; Phrynosomatidae. The annotation marks the transcript as partial. Gene Ontology annotation, biological process: eye development; regulation of transcription by RNA polymerase II. Gene Ontology annotation, cellular component: nucleus; transcription regulator complex. Gene Ontology annotation, molecular function: RNA polymerase II cis-regulatory region sequence-specific DNA binding; DNA-binding transcription factor activity, RNA polymerase II-specific. The record is from RefSeq and is a predicted model, not a curated record.
ACAGAGGAGGAGGAGAAGGAGCAUCGCUCGCCUCAGAAGAAGAAGAGAGAGAGAGAGAAGGGACGAGGCGCCUCAGCCAGGGUCCUUUCCCCAGGAGGCAAGACAAGGAGGGGCGCCCCCCAGGCCGGGACUUCAGCCCCUUCCUCUUCCUCCUCUUCUUCUUUUCUCCUGUUCCUCUUCCUUUUCCUCCUCCUCCUGCUUGCCCUCCCUUUCUUCUUCUCUCCUUCCUCUUUCGGCGCCCGCUCUUCCUCUCCUCCUCCCUCUCUCGCCGCCGGAGGAGGACGGUGUGUCCGUCGGGGGGAUGCUGCACCUGCCGAGCUUGAGCUUCAGCGCGGCGCAGGUGGCGGGCGUGUGCGAGACGCUGGAGGAGAGCGGCGACGUGGAGCGUCUGGGGCGCUUCCUCUGGUCGCUGCCGGUGGCCCCCGGGGCGGCCUGCGAGGCCCUCCACCGCAACGAGUCGGUGCUGCGGGCCCGGGCCGUGGUGGCCUUCCACGGGGGCCACUUCCGCGAGCUCUACCAGAUCCUGGAGGGCCACAAGUUCCCCAAGGAGUCCCACGCCAAGCUGCAGGCCCUCUGGCUGGAGGCCCACUACCAGGAGGCCGAGAAGCUCCGCGGGA